UCUUUUCACAUGAUCACAGAGAAGUCUAUGGGCCGAGCUGUUUGGUACAGUUCUGUCUCUCUCUGGUAAGAUGGCGGGCGUUGUGGUGCAACGGCAGAGUCCUUGGGUGGGGGAGGAAGACGGAAAACGGCAUGUGAACGGGUAUCUGGAGGAGGACGAGGUGGCAGCUGCGGGGGACGGCAGCGCCGGCAAAAAGAAGAGGAAGAAAAAGAAGAAGAGUAAAACUGGACAAGAACCUGAAAAUGAUGUGGGUGCUGCAGCUCCUGUCAUUGGUGAUUUAACAAAACAGUUGGAGAAGCAAGCUCUUGAAAACAAGGAUGAAGAGGAAGAUGAUGGUGAUGGUGAAGGAGAUGGUGCAGCUGGGAAGAAGAAGAAGAAAAAGAAGAAGAAGAAAGGCAGCAAAUCCCAAACGGAUCCUCCUUCUGUUCCCAUUUGUGAUUUGUAUCCAAGUGGUGUGUUCCCAAAAGGACAGGAAUGCGAGUAUCCUGCAACCCAGGAUGGGCGUUCUGCGGCAUGGAGGACAACCAGUGAUGAGAAGAAAGCUCUGGAUCAGGCCAGUGAGGAAAUAUGGUCUGAUUUUAGACAGGCUGCUGAGGCUCACAGACAAGUGAGAAAAUAUGUCCGAAGUUGGAUCAAACCUGGCAUGACUAUGACUGAAAUAUGUGAAAAAUUGGAGGACUGCUCUCGCAAGCUUAUCAAAGAGAAUGGGCUAUAUGCUGGUCUGGCAUUCCCCACAGGCUGCUCCCUAAACAAUUGUGCAGCCCACUACACUCCUAAUGCUGGUGACACCACAGUGUUACAAUAUGAUGAUGUAUGCAAAAUUGAUUUUGGAACACAACUCAAUGGUCGUAUAAUUGACUGUGCUUUCACAGUCACAUUCAAUCCAAAGUACGACAAGUUGCUAGAAGCUGUUAGAGAUGCUACAAACACUGGAAUAAGGUGUUCUGGUAUUGAUGUACGUCUCUGUGAUGUUGGUGAAGCAAUCCAAGAAGUUAUGGAAUCAUAUGAGGUUGAAAUUGAUGGAAAAACAUAUCAAGUGAAACCCAUCCGAAAUCUGAAUGGCCAUUCCAUUGGACCUUACAGAAUACAUGGUGGCAAAACCGUGCCCAUUGUGAAAGGAGGCGAAGCAACACGAAUGGAGGAAGGUGAAGUGUAUGCAAUUGAAACAUUUGGUAGCACUGGAAAGGGGGUUGUUCACGACGACAUGGAAUGUUCUCACUACAUGAAAAACUUUGAUGUUGGACAUGUGCCAAUUAGGCUUCCGAGAGCAAAACACUUGUUGAAUGUCAUCAAUGAGAACUUUGGCACUCUCGCUUUCUGCCGCAGAUGGUUGGACCGGCUUGGAGAGAGUAAAUACCUAAUGGCGCUAAAGAACCUGUGCGAUUUGGGUAUAGUAGACCCAUACCCGCCUCUCUGCGAUAUCAAAGGUUCUUACACAGCACAAUUUGAGCAUACCAUACUUUUGCGCCCAACUUGCAAAGAAGUUGUGAGCAGAGGAGAUGACUAUUAAUGUAGAACUCCGUGCAGUGUCUAAGUACGGCUUCUGUCGAAGCACAGUGCAUAAGAGUAAUUCGGAAAAAGGCUUUCUCGACGGAUGUGAUAUUGAACACGUGGAAAAAGUAUAGCUUUACUAACAAUCUGGCAAUGUUAACUUUCAGAUCUUUUUAAAGAGGAAUAAGCGUUUCCUUUGUUCUGCUAUAUGGGUCAGGGAAUGUGUGAUGAUGCUAAAUCUUAUGUUUUGCUUUUGGAAUAUUUAUAUUCACUAUAUUUCCACAAGUUUCUUAAACUUGAUUCUGCAGAUACAAGCAUUUAAUUUUCUUUCCCUGAAAACCGUUUUGUAAAAAUAAAAUAAAGCUGCAUUUCAGAUCAGAAGGCAUCCACUUA
This is a messenger RNA of Pseudophryne corroboree (corroboree frog), 1884 nucleotides long. RefSeq names its product methionyl aminopeptidase 2 (gene METAP2). The transcript has 11 exons. Gene Ontology annotation, molecular function: metalloaminopeptidase activity. The coding region runs from base 71 to 1510 and encodes 479 amino acids. NCBI's taxonomy places the organism in Eukaryota, Metazoa, Chordata, Amphibia, Anura, Myobatrachidae. The record is from RefSeq and is a predicted model, not a curated record. Gene Ontology annotation, biological process: proteolysis. Gene Ontology annotation, cellular component: cytoplasm.